This is a messenger RNA of Musa acuminata subsp. malaccensis (wild Malaysian banana), 2014 nucleotides long. RefSeq lists its product as uncharacterized. Gene Ontology annotation, biological process: tRNA pseudouridine synthesis. NCBI's taxonomy places the organism in Eukaryota, Viridiplantae, Streptophyta, Magnoliopsida, Zingiberales, Musaceae. Gene Ontology annotation, molecular function: pseudouridine synthase activity; RNA binding. The record is from RefSeq and is a predicted model, not a curated record.
CCUCCCCAUUCCCAUGUUCCUACGAUGGCGACGAACGAAGAAGAGAUGGAAGAGGCGAGGCGAACCCUAAGUCUAGUGGCUGGCUCGCUUCCUCCUCCUCACGCCGUUCUCGACCUCCUCUCCGUUGGGGUAUGCGUUCGCUGCAUCUUUCGGUUGUUUGGGGUUCAUGGGCGUGCUUACUCUUGCCCAUUGAUUACAAAUGCAAUCUUGCAAUCAUUCCUUGAGGAACAAGAUAAGUUCCACGGGGAUAAUGAAGAAAAUGGGGUCGCAUCCGAUGGAAUUAUCCGAUGUGCAUAUACUUCAAGAGAUACAGAAAAUGUCCGAGAAUACUGUAGCAUAUGUUUAGGCAUACUACAACUUUCAUUACACCAAGAUCGAGAACCCACAAAAAGAGUUCCUGUUGAUGAUUUUACAGCUGCCAUUGCUGAACUUGUGAAGCAAGAGGACUAUGACAUUGAUGGCUUUUCUUUUGAAGUCUCAAUACCUCCUGUGGUAGUGGCUAAUGAACGAGCUAUCAGGUUGUAUAUGAAAAACAAAUAUGAAUGUGAAGAAUGGUUCUCAACAAAGUUCCUUUGUGAGCGCAUUUCUGUAAAGGAUGCUUUGAGAUCUUCAAUAACUGCAUCACUUGAAAAACAUUUGGAUGUCAUAUCUGGUGUCGACUCAUUUCAUAUUCGUCUUACAUAUUCACAUCUUGAGGCUUCAAGAAGUCUUCAGAGUUCCUUGGCAAAUGAUCUUCCCUGCAAGAGAGCAAAGACAGGAUCAAAGGAUAAUGUGGUUAAAGCUGAUGGUUCACACGAGAAACCUUUAAGAGAUUCUGACGAACAAUCCUGCAGUGAAUCGGAUGCUGCCGUUUUGCGAGCACUAGAUGGUAUGCAGGAUCAUGUCUUUUGUGAGCGUUUUAAAUUGCCUCCAGAGAAGACUUCAAAAUCAUGCCAUCUGAUAACUACUUGCUACAGGGUGCCAAUGUAUGUUGGUGGUCGGUACCUGAAGAUCUCAAGGAAGGUGAGCCAGACACGCUGGGUAAUUGAUGAUGAAAGAAUGGGUGAAGCAUCUGUUGAGGAGAUAAUUGGGAAGAAUGUUCUUUCCGUAUGCAGAGGUGACAGCUAUAAGUUUCAUGCCGCUGGAAGAGAAGAUAUUGAUGUACGAAUGUUAGGAUCUGGACGCCCUUUUCUAAUUGAAAUAUCAAAUGCACGAUGUAUUCCAUCCAAGGUCGACAUCGAGCUGAUUGCUGAAAAACUAAACAGAAACGAUCAGAAAUAUGUUAGGGUGAGAAAUCUUACUUUGAUUGGCAGCAAGGCAUGGACUCUGAUGCGUGAAGGAGAGGCAGAGAAACAGAAACAAUAUGCUGCUCUAGUCUGGUUUCCUCGUCCACUGACAGAUGAUGACUUGCAGAAAAUAUCAUCUUUAGAGAACAUGGACAUAGUACAAAGAACCCCAAUUAGGGUACUUCAUAGGCGAAGUCAAUUGGAGCGCAAGCGUACUAUACAUUGGAUGAUGAUUGAGAGAAUUUCUGGUUGUUCCCAGUAUUUUCUUUUGCAUCUCUGUACCCAGGCAGGAACAUAUAUAAAGGAAUUUGUUCAUGGAGAUCUUGGACGAACACAUCCUAGCAUUGGUUCCAUCCUGGGAUGCAGAGCGGAGAUAUUGCAGUUAGAUGUCGUAGAUGUGAAGAUGGACUUGUUUGCUUGAAGGACCAAGAUAUGUUACUAAAGCUUGAUAAUUCAACAUGCUUUUAUCACUUGAUCAAGUAGCAUUUUGAGGUGUGCACCGAUGUGCCUACACAUGAAGCGCAACUCCGUUCACCGAAAGCCACAAGAGCAACUGCCUUUGGUAGAGAGAACGAAAAGUUUAAUUAUUUCAAAUUAGUUCGGUACCGGAUUGUAACAUUUCUAAUUUGUGCCCUAACAGAUGAAGUGUCUAUUCAUCCUUUGUGAAGUGUACAAAGCUUCAUUUCUGACAAAUUUGCUUUGCUACUGAUGCAGUUCCAGUUUUGGAAUUUAAAUAGUUAUUUGAUACA